This is a messenger RNA of Knipowitschia caucasica, 1560 nucleotides long. NCBI's taxonomy places the organism in Eukaryota, Metazoa, Chordata, Actinopteri, Gobiiformes, Gobiidae. The record is from the annotation of a GenBank genome assembly.
AUGGCAGAGAUCAUGCUGCCGCUCCAGGAAUAUUGUGCUUCUUUAGACGAGAGUUGUUUGCCCAAAAUACUAAAAGUGUGCUCUGGGGUCUACUUCCAAGGUUCCGUAUAUGAACUUUCUGGAAGUGAAGUGUGCUUUUCAACGGGAGAUCUCGUAAAGAUCAUCUCCAUAGAGCUUCUAUCAGUCAGUUGUGAAAACGUAAGCAACAGUGACAGGUUCGAGCUUCCGAUACAGCACACAGGUUUGUUCAAGGUGAUCCCAGAGCAAAUGCCAUACAGCACAGUGGACGAGAUGAUGAAGCUGAGGCCCAUAGGUUUGGAGUCCAGUCUUCCAUUUGCCUUCACCAGCCACACAAAGAUAACCAUCUGUGACUUAACACUGAGUCCUGGGACAAAAUUCACCGUGAAGAGCCUGGAUAAGUUGGACGAUGGGAGUGAGCACAUUCGUUGCUCCGUUCAUGGACAACAGGACACUUUAGCGGACAUGUGUAUCCCUGUGUCCACCACGGGGCAGUUCUACGAGUGUGAGAGUGCCGAGUCCUUUUCUCUGAGCGAGAUCAUGAGUUCGCCAAGCCUACGGAGCCGGAGGUUUCGCUUCGCCAACGCAACCAAGGGCCAAGAGGCAUUUCUGUUCAGUCCUGUGUACCAGGUCCACGCCAUGAUGAGCUUAAGAAAACAUGUGCUGCAGUUUCCAUCCAGUCUUGAGGUAGAUGUGGUUGACGUAACAGAUACUUGCAACGCCGAUUUUGUGAUUCCACUCAGUCUGAGCGAGAUCCUCUCCCAACCUGACAAGAACUUUCCUGCGGUACUGGAAAUCCUGGAAGGCCCUGGUAGCCACACCAUGUUCAAGUGCAACUGGAAACCGGAGCUUAAAACAUACAACAAGGUCAUUUUUCACAAGAAAGGGACUUCUGCUUUUGUCUUGAUAUCCAACCUCAAGAGCAAGAAGACACCGCAGUACUUCUUGGUGUCCCAACAAUACGGCGGCCGAUUCAAAAGACGACCACGAGAGUUUAGUUCCGUCUAUGAGAUAUACGCUGCUUCUGUUAACACAUCAGGGUUUAAAGUCACUGUGACCAGGAACUGUGAGGAGGUGGAGGAAGACGGAAUCCCUGCCUUGGGAGUGGCGGAACAGCUUGAGAUAGUCCGCACUGAACGAAUGGAGCUCCCAAGUACCACAACAGAUGCAAGCGCACCACCACGGCCACCAAAGAGGAAUGUAUCGUCUUCCAAAUCCAUCAAAAAGUCUAAAAAGAAAUCAAAAGUGAAAGCAGAAACUGUCCCAUCUGCAGAAUUCACUGAUUUGUCUUUAAGUUGCAAAAGGAGACCGCCACCGCCUCCAUCUCCACCAGAAACGCGAGAAGACCAGCUUCCCCCAAGCGUCCCACGAAAGCCCUCAACAACCACAGCGACGGGGAAAGCACUGCCAAAUACUUAUGUUAAAAUACAAGGAUCUAUUAAAACAGUGCAGAAAACCGCUGAAGACAGUGACCACGAGUAUGAGUCCAUGGACGAGUUAUCUACAUUCAUCAGGAACGCUCAAGAAAAUGUUCUCUUAUAA